Molecule: messenger RNA, 428 nt
Organism: Radiomyces spectabilis
Lineage: Eukaryota; Fungi; Mucoromycota; Mucoromycetes; Mucorales; Radiomycetaceae
Exons: 3
Coding region: 1-321 (106 amino acids)
Source: RefSeq, a predicted model, not a curated record
AUGAAAGUCAUUUUCCUUGCUAUUCUUACCUUCUUCGUUGCGUUGAUCGCGGCCCAAAAGGAAGCUUUCUAUGUCACUUCUCCCUUGAAGGGCAGCAAAUUCAAGCCUGGUGAUGUGUAUAAAAUCUAUUCGCUGGGUCAAGCCAAGGACAACCAAAGGAGGUCCAAGUUGAUGGCAAAUCUCCAUCAUCAUGCUACCACUUUCUGUUUCUUGGUGUUUACAGUCUGUUUCCUGUUCGUCCGAUCUCCUACCUGUCCCUGGGAAGCACUUGACGCUUUAUCCGCUCCUGUCCAAGUCCCUCUUCAAUAUCUGACAUCAUAAUUUAUUCGCAUGGUGUUACCUGCUUUCUUCUCCAUCCCACUUUUUUUUUAUUACUGCUUGUCAAUUUCUUUUCGUUGAUAAUGGGUAACGAGUAGCAACGCAAACUG